CUUUUAUUUCAAAUGUCUGUUGCUGCUGUGUUCCCGCGUUAAACUCAAAACUCAACUGAAAAUUGAGAACCACACUUCACAGCACCAACAAGAAGAAGCAGAGCUGGAAGAAGAGAAACAAAUCGCUUCUCUAAUCCAAAAAUGCCCCAACCUGCAUUUUCUCCGACAAAUCCAUGCGCGUAUCCUUACGCGCCUCCUUCCGAUCCCCACAAUAUCCUUUUUACUCUCAAAAAUCCUCUCUUUCUCCGCUCUCUCUCCCCUUGGAGACCUCAAUUAUGCCCGCAAAAUUUUUGCUCAAAUUCCAAACCCAGGAAUCUUUCCUUACAAUACCAUCAUAAGAGGUUGCUCUUAUGCUAAAAACCCAUCAAGAGAACCCUAUUUUUUGUACAAAAGUAUGGUUACUAGAGGAUUCCCAAGAGCUAAUACUUUUACGAUGGCUUUUGUUCUGAAAGCGUGCGCAAGUAUAAUGGCUUUUGAAGAAGGUCGGCAGAUUCAUGCGCGUAUUUUACGAUCUGGGUUUAGUUUAAACCCUUAUGUGCAAUCGUCUUUGGUGAGUUUGUACGGGAAAUGUGAAGAAAUAAGGCUUGCUAAACAAGUGUUUGAUGAAAUUACUGAGAGGAAUUUGGUUUGUUGGAGUGCAAUGAUAAGUGGGUAUGCAAGGGUUGGAAUGGUGAAUGAGGCUUUGAGUAUGUUCAGGGAAAUGCAAGAGGUGGGUAUUGAACCUGAUGAGGUUUCGUUGGUAGGUGUGAUUUCUGCUUGUGCCAUGGCUGGAGCAUUGGAUAUAGGGAGGUGGAUUCAUGCGUAUAUCAAGAAACGAAUGAUUCAUAUUGAUCUUGAACUUAAUACGGCACUAGUUAAUAUGUAUGCAAAGUGUGGGUGUAUAGAAAAAGCAAAAGAAAUUUUUGAUUACAUGCCAGUGAAAGAUAGCAAAGCGUGGAGCUCAAUGAUUGUUGGCUUGGCUAUUCAUGGACUUGCUGAGGAUGCAUUGGAGAUGUUUUCAAGGAUGGAAGAAGCAAAGGCCAAACCAAAUCAUGUUACUUUCAUUGGUAUUUUAUCUGCAUGUGCCCAUGGUGGACUAGUUUCAGAAGGAAAGAGAUAUUGGUCAAACAUGAUAGAAUUGGGAAUAGAACCGUCGAUGGAGCAUUAUGGUUGUAUGGUAGAUUUGCUGUGUCGUGGAGGCCUUGUUGAUGAGGCCUACAAUUUCGCACAAACCAUACCCUCACCCAAUCCAGUAAUUUGGCGAACAUUACUUGUGGGUUACAAGAAAAACCAGAACUUCCAGCAAGCUGAAACUGUUUCCGAGAAACUUUUUGAAUUAGAACCCCUGAAUGCAGAGAACUAUGUCAUUCUUGCAAAUGUGUACGCUUCUGUUUCACAGUGGGAGAAGAUGAGCAUAUUGAGGAAGAAGAUGAAGGAGAAAAGCAUCAAAGCAGUGCCAGGGUGCACAUCUAUUGAGGUUGAUGGCUUUGUGCAUGAGUUUGUAAUGGGUGACUGGUCCCAUCCCGAGGCAGAGGAAAUAAAAAGAGCUCUGAACGACAUCUCCAUGAGGAUACGUAACACUGGCUAUGAACCUUGUGUAUCUACUGUACUACACUAUGUGGCUGAUGAAGAAAAAGAAGAAGCUCUGUCUGAGCAUAGUGAGAGACUGGCCAUUUCUUAUGGUCUGUUGAAAGUUAAAGCACCAGCACCAAUUAGGAUAGUGAAGAAUCUGAGAGUCUGCAGAGACUGCCAUGAAGUGACGAAGAUUAUCAGUAAAAUCUAUGGCCGGGAAAUCAUUGUCAGGGAUCGGGUUCGUUUCCACAAAUUUGUGAAUGGAACAUGUUCUUGCAAAGAUUACUGGUAAAUGGUUAUUUUACGAUUCUCUAGCACUCAGUAUCAUCAGUCUGAUCAAAAGCUUUUCCAUAUAUCAUACAGUCCAGGCCAUCAGAAGUUUCUUCUU
Ricinus communis (castor bean) is the source of this 1939-nucleotide messenger RNA. RefSeq names its product pentatricopeptide repeat-containing protein At2g02980, chloroplastic. Gene Ontology annotation, biological process: RNA modification. Gene Ontology annotation, molecular function: RNA binding; protein binding; zinc ion binding. The coding region runs from base 395 to 1843 and encodes 482 amino acids. The transcript has 2 exons. The record is from RefSeq and is a predicted model, not a curated record. Lineage: Eukaryota; Viridiplantae; Streptophyta; Magnoliopsida; Malpighiales; Euphorbiaceae.